Aspergillus steynii IBT 23096 is the source of this 1133-nucleotide messenger RNA. Its product is annotated as Gfo/Idh/MocA family protein. Gene Ontology annotation, biological process: NADPH regeneration. Gene Ontology annotation, cellular component: cytoplasm. The record is from RefSeq and is a predicted model, not a curated record. The coding region runs from base 54 to 1133 and encodes 359 amino acids. Gene Ontology annotation, molecular function: nucleotide binding; oxidoreductase activity. The transcript has 2 exons. NCBI's taxonomy places the organism in Eukaryota, Fungi, Ascomycota, Eurotiomycetes, Eurotiales, Aspergillaceae.
AUUCAAUCCUCUCUAAAUCAAUUCUUAAUAUCUUCUCAUCUCACAAUCCAACAAUGGGCUCCAUCCUCCCCACCGACCAAGUCCUGAACAUCGCCGUGGCUGGCCUCGGUCGCAUGGGCAAGCGCCAUGUCCACACGCUGGUGGGCCGAGUUCCCAGGGCCAAAGUUGUCGCCGUCUGCAGCACCUGGGACAACGAAGUCGAGUGGGCCCAGGAAGCGUACCAGGGCACCGGCAUCCAGGUCUUCAACUCCUACGAAGACAUGAUCCAGCUGCCUUCCCUGAACGCCGUCUGGAUCUCCACCAGCACCGACGUCCACGCCAGCCAGACCCUCGCAGCCAUCAACAAGGGACUGCACGUGCUGUGUGAGAAGCCUCUCAGCACCGAUCUAACAGAGGCCCAGCAUGUCGUCGACGUUGCCAAUGCCCACCCACACCUAAAAGUCAUGGCGGGCUACUCGCGCCGCUUCGACGCCUCGUACCGCGCCGCGAAGGAGCAGCUCGCCGGCAUCGGCGCGCCGUUCGUCGUGCGCUCCCAGACCUGCGAUCUCCUCGACGACACGGGCUUCUUCGUGCGCUACGCCGCCCGCAACGGCGGCAUCUUCGUUGACUGCUGCAUCCACGACAUCGACCUGUCGCUGUUCUACAUGGGCGAGCACCUGCUGCCCAAGUCCGCCUUCGCCGUUGGCUCCCUGCAGCAUCAUCCCGAGCUGGGACCCCUCCAGGACGUCGACAACGGCGUCGGCAUCGUCGAGUUCUGGGGCGGGAAGAUCGCCUACUUCUACUGCUCGCGCACCCAGGCUCAUGGCCACGACGUCUGCACGGAGAUCACUGGCACCCACGGCAAGAUCAUGGUGAAUCUGAUCCCGCGCACGAACCAUGUCCAGGUGGCGGGUGCGAAUGGGAUCAGCCAUGCCGUGCCUGAGGAGUAUUGGCAGCGCUUCGAGGAUGCGUUUGCCACUGAGGCUAAUGAGUUCGUCGCCAGCGUCUUGGAUGAUGAGCCCGUCCCGGUCAAGCUGGAACUGGGCGUCAAGGGCAUUAUCAUCGGUCGGGCGUUGCAGGACUCGCUGCUUUCUGGGGAGGUGGUGAAGUUUAAUGAGAAGGGGCAGCGCUUGGAUGGGAAGAACUCGCUCUAG